Molecule: messenger RNA, 2667 nt
Organism: Cherax quadricarinatus
Lineage: Eukaryota; Metazoa; Arthropoda; Malacostraca; Decapoda; Parastacidae
Product: serine protease inhibitor 88Ea
Molecular function (GO): serine-type endopeptidase inhibitor activity
Source: RefSeq, a predicted model, not a curated record
AGUCAAACAGCUUGUAGCAGUAGACUGCGUCGGAGGCGCACACCUCACUCUCACUCGCUCCACAUAUUAUCGCUUUACAUGUGCCAAGGAUUGUGAUUUUUUUUUUUUUAGCUAUUCCGUAAUAUCGAUGAAAUUUUGUCUUGAUUGUUGAUUUGUCGUUCAGUUCUCGCUGCAUCAUGUAAGUAUCGCGUUCUCAGGAGCCUGUUAAGGUAUUUGGUUCUUCAGUGUUGGAGCUGAAGGCCGCUUGAAGGUGCACCACAACCUCAGGAACUUUGUGUUCUCCACCUUCUCUACUAGCACGAGACUUUAAAUCCCAGGAUGCCGGGAGAAGCAGUGAAAGUGACGCUGGUGGUGUUGGUUGCAGCGACCUGUACCACACUGUGUGCUGCUCAGGCCAACACCUGCUUCCCCGGGGAGCAAAACACAAGAUCCACAAGCAUCACCCGCAGCGUAGAAUCCUUCGGUCUGUCGCUCUUCACCUUUCUUGCUUCUAGCAGUCCUCAGCAGAGCAUCUUUGUCUCCCCGUAUAGCCUGUGGAGUGCUCUGGCUCUGGCAUACUUUGGCGCUGAAGGCAACACAAAGAAGGAGCUGGAACAAGCGCUAGGCGUAAACUCCAAGACCGGCACCUUCUUUGGAUACGGCGCCCUCAAGCUCCUAUUGGAGACUAACCCCAGCGGCUCCCCAGGGACCAACUUCAGAAGUAGCAACAAGGCCUACUUCGCGAACUGGCUGGUAUUGGACAGGUGCCUCUCCACUAUCAUAACUGAUGGUCUGAAACAGGUUGACUUCAGGGAUGCAGAAUCAGCUCGGCAACUCAUCAACCACGACGUCAACAUCACCACUGAAGGCAGGAUCCCCAACCUAAUACAAGACCUGCCGCCAUCCACACGGUUUGCUCUCAUAAACGCUGUCUUCUUCAAGGGACUAUGGGAGACGGCCUUCCAACCCAAGUUGACUCGCCGACAGGAGUUCCUGGUGCCACCUGGACAGUCUCCCGGGGUGGUAAAGAUGAUGGUGCAGGAGGGAACGUUCAAGCACGGAGUAUCUGAGAGCUUAGGAGCAGAGGUUCUCGAGCUCCCAUACCUCAACUCUAAUUUCUCCAUGUUCCUGUUUGUGCCCACCGCGUUUAGCACAGAGUCCAUUCUCAAGAACCUCACACCGCAGACCUUCAUUGAAACUUACAAGCUCAUGACCCCGAAGAAGGUUGAAGUCGGUCUGCCAAGGUUUAAAAUGGAGACGAGGCUAGAGAAAGAACUCAUUGCUUUGUUGUACCGGAUGGGUGUAAGGGACCUGUUUGAUGAAUCUAAGGCCAACCUGACAGAUUUCACAAGGUCUGCGACACUCUUCGUAGACACAAUCAUCCACCAAGCUACUGUAGAGGUCACUGAGGAAGGCACCGUAGCUGCCGCUGCCACAGCACUGAUCAACACACGAUUUGGGGGACCUGAACCUAUCAAGUUCAUGUGUAACCGACCAUUCGUCUACACAAUUACGGACAAAGCUAGUGCCAUCACACUCUUUGCUGGUCACGUUGUCAACUCUGCACACCUCAAGAACAUUUAAUGUUCCCCUCAUUUUAUUCACAGUAGUGAUGCAUACACAGCAGUGGUAUAAAUGCACCCAUACCUCAGCUCUCUUCCUAUCACUUCUCCCCAUCCCACCCUUGAGAUAAACUUUGGAGCUCCAGAAGAUGGUAUUGUAUAUAGAAGAGACAAAUUAGGAAAACCAAAUAAAGAAAAAUGCAGAAAGGGCAAGUUAAAAUUAAUGUCUAGCUUUGAAAUACUGUACUGUACAUCCAACAAAAUGUAUAUGUAAUUUGUCAGUAAGUGUACUGUGGGCAAAUGCAAAGAAGAGUACUUCUAAUGAGGUUUACAGCAGUGUACCUUGUCAGUAAAUGUAUUGUCAACAUGUGAUACUACUUACCAUUGUAAACCUGCAUCGUAUACUAUAGCAGUUUUCAACUGUAUGGAUGAGCACUAAAGAAUUUUAAUGUCUUUCAACUUUUUACCACGAUAGCACACAUAGAAUAUCAUCCUCUCCUCUCUAUAGUUGGCUUGUUCUGCCAUCUCUUCACACCAAGUAGCUAACAGGGAUUAUAGUAGAAGAAAUCUAAAUCUACAAUCAAUUUUUUCUCUCCAAAACAUUAUCAAUGCAUUUUAAUAAAACAAAAUUGUAUACACACAAUUUGGGGCAAGUUAGACACAGAUAUGCACUCGCACACUCAUUGUCUGAUUUUUUUGGGGGUUAUCCUAGGUAAUUUAUAUAUAAUUGUACUUGUAUGUACCUGUACCUAAAUAAACUUGUGCAGAUCUGUAUGAUUUAAAAAGCUAAUCUUGUUGUAAAUUGUAUAUAAGCAAAUCAGAGAGGGGGAAGGGGGGGGGGGUCAUUCAAAGACAUUACUAAUAUUAUCCUGAGGCCUUAUUCUUUCCUGAGACAAGAAGAGAAGCGUAAGUUACAAGAAGACCCGAGGCCAUGCAUGCAAGAAACUUGGUAAGCCUCUGAGUUAUGAUGAGUUUUAUGCUCUUGAGUGAAUACUGUUCCAUUUCUAACCCAGAUGUGUAUUACAUAACCUUGUACUUAAGAUCAAUAGUCCUGUGGUGUGAACUCAACACAUACAUUAGAAAGGAUUUCAAUAUUGCUAAAAUGAUAAAUAAAAUUCUAAAUUUU